Molecule: messenger RNA, 870 nt
Organism: Kwoniella botswanensis
Lineage: Eukaryota; Fungi; Basidiomycota; Tremellomycetes; Tremellales; Cryptococcaceae
Product: YbgI/family dinuclear metal center protein
Exons: 8
Coding region: 1-870 (289 amino acids)
Cellular component (GO): mitochondrion; cytoplasm
Source: RefSeq, a predicted model, not a curated record
AUGGGCAAUCCAACCGUCAACGUCGCACCUCUAGCACUGAUUAAGAGAGUAUGGGAGAGGAUCGCCCCUUUGCAGCUGGCAGAGCGAAGUUGGGAUAAUGUCGGACCGAUGAUUGAGGCACCAUAUCCUAAUCCUAACAAUCGACAAGUCCUCUUAACUAUCGAUUUGACACCAUCCGUGGCAGCCGAAGCAUUAUCUCUCCCCUCUUUAGCGUUAAUCAUAUCAUACCAUCCACCAAUAUUCAGAGGUCUUAAAUCAAUGACUUUACAAGAUCCUUUACAAUCUUCUUUAUUGAAAUUGUCAGCGAAAGGUAUUAGUGUCUUUUCGCCUCAUACGAGCUUGGACGCUACUCCGAACGGUAUAAAUAGUUGGCUUAUUAGACCAUUUUUGUCGAUAUCGAAAUCGAACUCACCCAUAACUACUUCAGAGCAGAUUGAAGGAUUCGAAGGUGCAGGUAUGGGAAGGAUCGUUAAUUUGUCUGUACCAUUGGAUGUAAGACAGGUAGUGAAGAUGGUUAAAGAUCAUUUGGAUCUUGAUCAUGUUCAGUUGGCCACUCCCGAAAUCGAAAGACCCAUCAAUUCAAUAGCUGUCUGUGCCGGUUCAGGUGCAAGCCUCUUCAAAGGUGUGAAAGCGGAUUUGUACCUAACAGGAGAAAUGUCCCAUCAUGAGGUCCUCGCUGCUAUACAUUCAGGAACCUCCGUCAUCCUAACCAACCACACCAAUACCGAACGACCCUACCUUUCUCAAGUGUUACAACCAUGGUUGGAGAAAGAGUUGAAUUCGGAGAUUGACAUACAUGAUGAACAGCCCAAUGGGAAAUGGCAAGUUUUAGUUUCGAAAGCUGAUAGAGAUCCCUUGAGAGUUGUUUAA